Hyposmocoma kahamanoa is the source of this 1665-nucleotide messenger RNA. Its product is annotated as WW domain-containing oxidoreductase-like. Lineage: Eukaryota; Metazoa; Arthropoda; Insecta; Lepidoptera; Cosmopterigidae. The record is from RefSeq and is a predicted model, not a curated record. The transcript has 6 exons. Bases 203 to 1291 code for a protein of 362 amino acids.
UAAAUAAGUCCGAGAGACACACGCAAAAUAGGCGCUUUGUCGUCGAGUUGCGGAUACCAGCCCGUUGCACCAAGUACCAAGUAAGUCCGAGAGACACCAUGGGAGACCACAGAGUGCGCGAUUUGCUUCGGCAAUUUCCGAAAGGCCUGCACAUCAAUCAAGUAUUUCAACCACCUUAAAAUGUAUCAAUUACCUGCGAUCAAUGCGAUAUGUUAGCACUUCCAACACAUCUGACAGGUUUUAUAUAAAUUACCUGAAGUGGCCUGAAAUUCUAAAGUUCCACGGGCCUACAGGAGAAGAGGUAUUGGCAGACGUCGAUUUGACUGGAAAAACAUGUUUGAUAACGGGAGGAACUAGUGGCAUAGGGCAAGAAAUUUCAAAAUGUCUCAUGUCUAAAAACUGUAACAUGUUGAUGGCAGUUCGUAAUCCUUAUGCUAUUAACAACGCUUUAAACAAUUUAAAUAAAAUCAAUGACAGCGGAACUCUGAAAGCAUAUGAAGUGAACCUAGCGUCUUUGUCAUCAGUGAAGCAAUGCGUGAAUCAAUUAUUGAAGGAACAGAAGAACAUUGAUAUUGUUAUUCUAAAUGCGGCUGUGUUUGGGAUCCCUUGGAGUCUGACGGAAGAUAAAUUAGAAACAGUUUUCCAAGUAAAUUUCUUGAGUCAAUAUUAUUUGCUCACGAGUAUUGUACAAAUACUUGCGAAAAAUGGGCGAGUUGUUAUUAUGUCAUCAGACUCUCAUAGAAAUAUAAAAUGGUCGCUACAAAAUACUCUGCUACCAACCGAGGAUAUACUGUCUCUUCCUGAAGAUGAUUACACUUCAAUCAAAGCGUACAACGUUUCAAAGCUCUGUGGCAUUCUUGCUAUGCACUACUUGGCUUAUCGUUGGAUGAACACAGGAAAAACCAUAAUGUGCGCUCACCCUGGUUCUUUCAUCAAGACAAAGCUUUGUUCUAACUGGUGGCCUUAUGAAGUACUCUAUAAUGUAAUGACACCGUUCAGUAAAUCCAUCGCUCAAGCCGCAAGCACGCCCCUUUAUUGCGCAACUGCACCUGAACUCCAGAGCUGUUCUGGAUUCUACUUUAAGAACAUGAAACAAGCUGAUGAAAGCGAUCUAGCCAAGGAUAGUCAUCUUUCUUUUAAGAUUAUAGAAUUAUCACAAAACAUGCUUAAUGAACGUGUAGGUGAAAUCGAAGAAAUGGUGGUAGAAACAAAACGUGUUGAAGACGUGAAGACUAGAAAACCAGAUUUGGAACCUAAAAGUACUAUAGCGGAGGCAUUGUUUUCUGGCUAACAUUUUUUUGGAUUAUUUUUCAUCCUAUUAACUUCGGCAUGGUCUUACUUAUCAUGGUCUUAUCAUUUGGCUUGUUAGAAAACUUGAGAAUAAAUUAGUAUGUUGCUUUUUGUAUAAUCUGUUAUUUUCGUUUUUUAGAGAGUCAAAUAACCCUACCAGUUUUUUCCAAUUGGAUAGUUUGGUGCUCCGGAGAUUGGGUGCAACGAAGCGUAUUAUUAUGAGAAACAACACGUCGAAUCGAAUAGCAAACUUAAAAGCGGUAAAAUACGUUCUGACACGGUAACGUGAAUAGGAGGAAUAUUAGUUUGCUCUUGUAAACAAAUUAAUUGCUUCCAUGGCCAAACGAUUACCAUGUUGGUCUGCCACGCAGAAUU